AUGUCUGAUCCAUCCAUGGCAGAUGUGAACCCAGAAAAAAUGGAAUUGGCCAAAUUUCAGUUCGACACAUUGUCUGCAUUGCAAAACUCUCUUUUUCACAGCUGUGCCAUGAAGUGCAUACCGCUAGACUAUGGAGAAGAGGAUAUGAACAAGGGCGAAAUGUCGUGUACAGACCGGUGCGUGGCAAAAUUUAUGAGGAGCUACCGAUUAUUGAGUGAUUAUGUCCAGCAGGCUGGAUUUACAGAUUCGGAUCUAAAGCAUUACGAGAAUAUUAAGCAGAAACUACGGCAGAGUAUGCAGAACGAGAAAAAUUAG
Brettanomyces bruxellensis is the source of this 315-nucleotide messenger RNA. RefSeq lists its product as uncharacterized. The record is from RefSeq and is a predicted model, not a curated record. The transcript has a single exon. Bases 1 to 315 code for a protein of 104 amino acids. NCBI's taxonomy places the organism in Eukaryota, Fungi, Ascomycota, Pichiomycetes, Pichiales, Pichiaceae. Gene Ontology annotation, biological process: protein insertion into mitochondrial inner membrane. Gene Ontology annotation, cellular component: mitochondrial inner membrane.